AUGAAGACGACGGUGGGGCGAUGGUCAACCUCAUCGCGAGCGAGGCCGCGCUUUCGAGCUUCCUGGAUGUCGCCCGGGCUCACGUCGCACCAACAGCUCGACGCCGGUAUCGCAGCCCGCCAGCACGCUGGCCGCAAGGCGCUGAAGAAGUCGAAGCGGCCGUUCGCGAACUACUUCAAGACGGAGUACCGCCUCUCUCCUCUCGCGCGUCUCCCCAUCACUCGGACGUCGGGUGUGAUCAGCAGCUUUGACGCUGUGCGCAUGAUGACGGACCCGAGGCGCAGUUGGGGCACGCCAUGGGACCGCGCCGGCAGCAGGGUGCGCACGCGUCGCAAGCGGCACGAUGUUCUGGAGCCGACCCCGACCCAGUUCGGCGACGACUCGAUGGACCGCGUGGUGGAGCGACUGCUUGAGAUUCGCUUUGCCUGGGAUCGCGAAGACGGAGUCUUUUGCACGAGUCUCGUGCCGGAGAGCCUUUUUGGUACCACGAAGCACUGCCGCCCGUAUCUCACGGAGGUGGCCCCAUCGCCGCUACGCUCGUCGAUAUCACUAUCGCCGCGCGAGUCAGCCGUAGGCGACGGGCGGGGGAGCCACAGCUGUGGCCUCAACUCCUCUACCGAGGAUGGGGAGGUCGUCAUGAUUACCGGAACACCUGUGUGUAUCAAGCGGCGCACUCCGCUUGUGCGGCGCAAGUCUGGUCAGCCAAAGCGGCCCCACACGCGGUCCACCCUGGGCUUCAGCGGUGUGGACACGGUACCGUCACUGGUACUCGACGUGUCCCACGGUCCGUUCCUCACCAGCCCAAGCGCACCACUCAUGACCUUGCGGUGGAAGGGAGAGCACCGCGAUGCGGCCAGCGCGCAGAGCGCCCUGCAGCUUCUCCGCCGCGCGCGAGCGGCGCCGACCGUCGGGCUCUCACCUCGCCUGGCGCUGCUGCUGCUCAAGGCACUGGCCACGGUCGAGGUGGAGGAGCCGGCGCUGGCGGUCUCGCUCGCCAUUGCGAUGGGAGAGAACUACAACAGCUACUCGGAUACCGAGUGCCUCGAGCUGCUUCGCUGUCUACGGCGCCUCGCGCUCGUGCGGGAGCUGCCCGCCGUUGCCGCACCCGACAUCGACACGUCCGCACUGAGCUCCACGUCAGCCGUUGCUGGCAGGUCGCCGCCAGCGCUGUACACGGAGGCCGCGCUGGCGGACGCCCUCCUCUCCCACUACCUUGACGACGCCGCGCCGUUCCUCGUGGCGAAGGUGUGGUCCCGGCUGCCCGAGCAAAGCCAUCGCCUGCUGAACCGCGGAUACUUCCUAGACUGGUUCGACCUAAUGAGCCUCGCCAUCGCCGCCAGUGGGCCGCAGCGCCUGCCGGAGCGACUGCCGAACGCGGUCAGCGAGGCCCCGUACGCUGCCAAGUACCUUUUUUUCCACUACACACUUGGGCUUAAGGAGGAUGUGCUGCGCGCUCUCGUCGGCCACCUGCGUGGCUUCACGACGUUGACCGACUCGACACUGCAGCAGACGAAAAACUCGAACGCCGACUACCCGCACACACUUCCGACGGCGUCGAGCACGUCCAGCAGCGGCCGCGCUGCACCUCUGCACUUUGUGGACGAGGUCAAGGAGGAGGUGUACAAACCCCUGCUUCUGUGGCUCUGCGCCGCCUUACUCGUGCGCAUCGUUGCGGAGUCCCUCGGCGAUGUGGUGCGGCACGUGGGCGACUCACUGCAUCAGCACGCCGCCUUGGCUGCGGAGCAGGCGGAGGCGCAGCGCACCCAGCACGAGGACUCCCUCGUGUGGGAACAGCACCGACUUGGUGAUCCUGACAGCGGGUCUGAUCCAGCGUCCACACCGCAGGGCCUGCAUCAGCCCUACCCUCGUUUCAACAACGGCGCCUAUCAGCAGAUGGGCUGUCGCCGACCAAAGCGUGUGCGAGUGCGACUGCUGCCCUUCGAGGCGUUCCCUCGCGUCUCACAGUGCUUCUCCUGCCCCUUUGCGGCGGUGACGGAGAAGGCGGAGGCGCAGGAGCAUCAGCGGCGCCGUCGACACGACAAGUCACAAGGCUUCUCCACGUCGCACAAGGGCGGCGCUACAGCCAGAGGCUACGACACGCGUGCUGUGGCUCUGAGUAACACGGGUGACCCAAGCAGCAACGCGGGGGAGCGGCGACCGCUGAAAGAGGUGGAGUCGACCUUCGCCUCUGUGCUUGCCAACUCGCCGUUCAUGGCGAAGCACAUUGAGCGCGCAUGCGCGGCACUCGCGUGGAGCACAAUGGUGCUGCGGUUGUGCCAUGCGAUCGUGCGCGACCUCCCUCUUGUGCCCCCGCCUCCGUUGACGUUGUCGUUGCCGAGCGACAACACCGACGGUGCUGCUGCCGCAUCCCUGAGGGGGUCGGCGGCACCACUCUACCGUGAAGGCAACGGCGACGAGUGGGCGCACGAGUCAGCGGCAAUGGAGGUGCGUCAAGCGCUGUGCUACCGCUUUGUCCGUUCAAGUGUACAGCAGCACAUCGACGCUCUGUUCGCCUUUAUUCCGUGGGCCGAGAUGGAGUCGGCCUGGGAGCCGGUGCUGACGACUGGCGUCAAGGCAACAGAAGAAAUUUUAGUGCCUGAUGCCACGGGCGCUGCGGCCGCAGACAACGCCGUCUCACUUACCGCUGCGGCUCUUGAGGCUGUGCUCAUGGAAGAUGGGGUGGGGCCAGCACAGGCGUCUGUGAGCACGGAGUCGGCCGCUACGCUGUCCGAGGCAGAGCAGCGUGCACGGGCCACAAUGGAGGGGCUGCGCGAGCGACUCGAGGAGUUCCAGGUGGCAGUUGCUGAGUUGCUCGAGGCUCAUGAGACCUCCUUCCCUGAUGCCGUGAUCCCUGCUUCCUCCUCGUCCUUGGGCGCUGGUGAGGGCGAUGAUCUUUGA
This is a messenger RNA of Leishmania mexicana MHOM/GT/2001/U1103, 2898 nucleotides long. RefSeq lists its product as hypothetical. Lineage: Eukaryota; Euglenozoa; Kinetoplastea; Trypanosomatida; Trypanosomatidae. The transcript has a single exon. The record is from RefSeq and is a predicted model, not a curated record. Bases 1 to 2898 code for a protein of 965 amino acids.